AGGCUGCAGUUAGCGGACAGACGUGGCGGGCCAGCAGAAUUGAUCUGCUUUCGCAAGAAUGGGAACAGCGGCAAGAGUAUGGACCAUUCUUAUGAUGUUCGUGAAGUCUGCUUUUCCAGCUCAGCUCAACACAGCAUCAUAUAACAACUAUGCAGAUCCAUACGGUCUCAACAUCAUCGGCCACUGGUCAGCAAAGGUUGAACUGAAGGGAUGUAAGAACAUUCAGUUUGGGCUGUGGGGGCCGACCAAGUCAACAUCCAAUGGCUACAACAUCGAUCUGAAUAAAGACACUGGUGGACAGUAUUUCUCGGCAGUCAGGAAAAAAUGCAGCGGUUGUCCGACGACACCAAAGGUUGAGGUGAACCAGGGAGGUUCCUUCUUCACGUGCGACUCGACCUUUCACCCCUACUGGGUCGCCUGGGACCAGUGCACCAUCAGGAUGGGCAAGGGGACAGUCAUCGGUGGCCAGCAGGUGAUUAGCUGGAUGGACCCUGAUAUCAUUGAGAUCAAGUACAUGACUGUCGGGGCGGCGGACGGAUCAAAUGUUGUCUCCAUGCGCUUUGACCCUACAACUGAUGAUCUGACUGUCAACACUGUUCAGACAUGCGCGGAACCCACUUGUGCUGCCCAGAGUCGACCGGCGGUGUCCUCAGGGUUCCAGCCCUUCGUGUUCCAUAUGUCCGGCGUAGGGAAGAUGAUCAACAACGCUGACCACGUCAUCUUCCAGGAAACAGGGAUGACCACCAAGGAGUGCAACUACAAAUGUCUCUGCACCACUGCUUGCAUCGGGUUCAGCAUCUCCACAACGGGCACCUGCAAACUGACCGACAAGUGUGUUCCAUCACUUGGGGAUGAAGCAGGUUCCAAUGUCUACGCCGUUACAUCCUUUGGUAGUCUGUGAUCAGUCUUAUUCGACAGGCUGAACCAUUAAUGCACAUCACAAAAUACCAAUUUGAUGAGAUAAGUUUGCAAAUCAUUGUUGCUGAAACUGAAUUUUUGAUGAGGUUGUUGACUCGCCGGCAAGAUAUGAUACAUAUGUCCUUGUUUCUCAAAGGUGGAGGGGGGCACGGGUGGCCCAUUCGUCUAAGGCGCCGCGAUUCGCUGUGCAGAGUUUCGUCACUUGGGCUGCUAGAAACCUAUGAUUGUGGGUUCGAAUCCCGGUUCGCCC
This is a messenger RNA of Haliotis rufescens (red abalone), 1168 nucleotides long. RefSeq lists its product as uncharacterized. The record is from RefSeq and is a predicted model, not a curated record. NCBI's taxonomy places the organism in Eukaryota, Metazoa, Mollusca, Gastropoda, Lepetellida, Haliotidae. Bases 59 to 901 code for a protein of 280 amino acids. The transcript has 4 exons.